GAGACAUGUUAAUGACGACAGUUAUUGCGACGCCAUGAUGACGGUAACUGCGCUGAGUUUUGGGUUGUGACUUUCAGCGCACGUGCGUGGCACCUUACGGCAGCUAAAUGCACGCGUAUAUUUGAAGCUUUUGUGCGUUGAUUCAGUCUAGUGCUAAUUACAUUAAAACAAGUGACGUUAGUUGCAGAAAUGCCGAAAGUGAAGAAAUCCAAAGGUGGCGGAGGGGAGAAAAAAGUACCGACGUUGGCUCUUGCUGAUCAGAUACUUGAGGGAGAUGCGGUAAAGGCUACUAACCGGGUGAAGAACAGGGAUCGCCGGCAGGAGGAUGAGGACGAGUACGUGGAUGAGCGUUUGUCGCGAAAGAUUUUACAGCAGGCGCGAAUACAGCAAGAAGAACUUGAGAGCGAGUAUGGAACUGGUACAUCUUCGGUGACCAAGAAACAGCCCUCCACCGUUUUAGGCUCUGGGUCUCAAGAUGCGGAUUCUGAUGAAGAGUGGCCGUCUUUGGGUGCAGAAGGGCAAUGUGAAGACAUGGAGUUUGGGUCUGUAGUUGAGGUGGACCCUGAGGAUGAGAAAGCUAUCCAGAUGUUUAUGAACAAGAACCCACCAGUCAGACGAACGCUAGCCGACAUCAUCAUGGAGAAGAUUACUGAGAAGCAGACUGAGGUGGGCACCGUGAUGUCUGAGAUUUCGGGCCGUCCCCUCCCACAGAUGGAUGCCAGGGUCAUCGAGGUUUACAAAGGCGUCAGCAAGGUCCUGUCCAAGUAUCGGAGUGGGAAGCUCCCAAAGGCUUUCAAGAUCAUCCCAGCCCUGUCCAACUGGGAGCAGGUUCUGUACCUGACCGAGCCGGAGACCUGGACCGCCGCCGCGAUGUACCAGGCCACAAGGAUCUUCUCCUCCAAUCUGAAGGAGCGGAUGGCCCAGCGCUUCUACAACCUGGUUCUGCUUCCAAGGAUCCGUGACGACAUUGCUGAGUACAAGCGCCUCAACUUCCACCUGUACAGCGCGCUGAAGAAAGCGUUCUUUAAGCCUGGGGCCUGGUUUAAGGGAAUCCUGGUUCCGCUGUGCGAGUCGGGAACCUGCACACUGCGGGAGGCCGUCAUCAUCGGCAGCGUCUUAACCAAGUGCUCUGUGCCUGUGCUGUACUCCAGUGCCGCCAUGCUGAAGCUGGCCGAGAUGGAGUACAAUGGCGCCAACAGCAUCUUCCUGCGGCUGCUGCUGGACAAAAAGUACGCCCUGCCCUUCCGGGUGCUGGACGCGCUCGUGGCCCACUUCCUGCGCUUCCGUACGGAGAAGCGCACCCUUCCUGUGCUGUGGCACCAGAGCCUGCUCACAUUGGUGCAGCGCUACAAGGCGGACCUGGCCUCCGAGCAGAAGGGGGCGCUGUUGGAGCUGCUGAGGUUCCAGACACAUGCCCAGAUCUCCGCCGAGGUCAGGCGGGAGCUGCAGCAUUCGCAGUCCAGGGACGAGGAGGUUGGGGUCGCGCCCAUGAUGGUGCUGGACUGAGUGGAGGAGAAGACUUUUGGGUCAUUGAUUUCUGGAGUUCCUUGACUUCUGAAAUCUGACCAGUUGCUCCUCCUAUCACAGCCUGACACCCCCCCCCCCAUCUCUGCCAAAAACAACUCAAUCCAGAUCCCUGGAGUCAUGCAGCUACAGUAAAUCAUGGCCAUUAAACUUCAUCCCACUGUUAAGUUAGGGCUAUUUUUUUCAGAAGGAUUCUAGCUGAGGUACUAGUGUUCAGUAUCCCCUGAAUGGUUCAUUUUGAGUCCAUGGACCCUGGACAUUCACUUGAUCUAUCUAAACAUGAGUUUCCUGCCUGGAAGAACGACGAGAAAGAUCAUCAGAACAAGAGAUUGUAUGACACGAUUCCCCAUUAAAAUGGCAUCUUUAGCAUGUUGUUCCAAGAUGAAGCUUCAAUUAACAUCUCAAAGAAAGAAAUAAAACACAUUGAGAUUUACUCUAGAAUUGGAAUGUUAGAGAGUCACGACCCCAAACUGAGAAAUAAGGUUUGAUUUUCCUCAUUUUGUAUUUGCCGUGAUCCGAUUCAACUGAAAUGAACCACAUUUGCUGGUUACGUUUUCCUGGGGUGUUUUUACCACAGCACUGCACUGCACUGCAGUGUGUGCUUCACUGUACAGUGUGUGUGCUGGACUCUGAAAGCUCACUGGGUGGCGCUGUUGCCUUAUAAGAAAAUAUGAAAUUGGUUCUGCUGCUGCUGCUGAUGUAUUAGGGGAAAAAAAUAAAGCCGCAUCAGGGAGUUAGAAUUCUGCGUUAUAAAUAAAAUCUGUAAAAUGUGGAAUGUUUAUGUUUAAGAGCAAAAUUUACAUUUCUGAGUAUGUUUUAAGAUCUUUUUAGUAUUUUGCUCUGGAGUAUGAAUUCCCAAAGACACCAGGUAAGUUAAUUGAUUUCAUUUCCUUUAAAAGCCAGACAUAAAAAAAGAUUAGCCUUAUUAUAUGUUUAAUUUAUUGUCUUCGUAUUAAACGCAGGGUCCUUCAUCGAGGGCUAUGUUCCCAAAAACCUUAAAUUUACCUGCCUGGGGUUGUUACUUUGUCAGCCUUUGUGUGGUGCCCAGUGCUGUCUUGGUUUUGAUUCUUGCUUCAUUCACAUUUUUUUUUUAAAUUCUGCCUUGUGAUUUGGAUCUGCUUGCAGAUUGCCUUGUUUUGAGCUAUGCCUUUUUUCUGACCUCACUUUUGCCUGCCCAUUCAGUAACGGGUAGCAACAGAAAUGAGCUCAAUGAAGUCAAAUGAAAAUGAAGUCAUUUGAUCUAUUUAUCUGAGUGUGCAAAGUUAUACAGCCUCACUGACUGUACUAGUGCCCAUAAACAGCACAUGUGUUUGAAGGGAUGGAAGAAUUGAAGUUAACUCAAUAUAAGAAGGUGAAGAAAUAGAGAUGGACAGUGAUGAACUGGUGAUACAGGAGGUAGAGGUAGAUGGACAUCAAAGACAUGCAAACUUUACACACUCUAAAAAUGGUUAAAGGGGAUUGUAACUUACACUUAAAAUAAAGAUGUUGCUCAACAUAAAAAUUUACGUUUGUUACAUCUUCCCAUCUUAGUUAAUUGUGUAAGUUGGUCAAAUUAAAAAUAAAGAAUACUUUGUCAACUCAAUUA
This is a messenger RNA of Paramormyrops kingsleyae, 3109 nucleotides long. It is a transcript of the gene bysl, whose product is annotated as bystin-like. Gene Ontology annotation, biological process: rRNA processing. Gene Ontology annotation, molecular function: snoRNA binding. Gene Ontology annotation, cellular component: nucleolus; preribosome, small subunit precursor; cytoplasm. Lineage: Eukaryota; Metazoa; Chordata; Actinopteri; Osteoglossiformes; Mormyridae. The record is from RefSeq and is a predicted model, not a curated record.